AUUUAAUUAUAUCCAUGAUGGAGCUCCCUGUGGUGGAAUGGCAGGACUGUGCACAUAGGAAGUGGACACAACUUCCACGAUGUGAAAAAGCAAAGUUUUCUGCAACCUCAGGUCUUAUGGAGAGCUUCAUGGCUUGUUGGUCACAAUUUCAGCAGGAAGAAGAGGAGUUGCUAGAAAGGCUGUGUUGUGAUCUAAGUGUUGGAAAAGAACCUCGUGCUGUGCUAUUCUACAAGGAAGAGGGAAAUAAGAGGUUUGGAAGAAAACAGUACACAGCUGCAGCAGUUUUAUAUUCCAAGGCUAUCUCCCAUGGCAGCCCUGGCACCGAGGAGAUUGCAAUAUGCUUUGCCAAUCGAUCAGCAGUUCUUUUUCACCUUGGCCAUUACUCAGAAUGCUUGGAAGACAUCGAUCGUGCACAAGAGCAUGGUUAUCCUGAACGACUAAAGAGCAAAAUACUUCAGCGGCAGGCAGAGUGUUUGCAAAAGCUGAAACAAUCUGGCUCCUCCGGCAUUCGUCUUCCCAGCACAGAAAGUAUUAGCCUGACUGAUCCCACAAGGGAGCUUGCUGAAGAUGUGGUAUGUGACAAACUACAAGAGCUGAAGUUAGACAGAAACCUGCAGCUAACUAAUGCUUCCAGCUCCCUGACCAUGCAGUUCAGCAGUCCCAAAGGUCGACACUUGGUGGCUUCUCAAAACAUUGCACAUGGAGAGCUCUUGAUAAGGGAAGAAGCCUAUGUCAGUGUGAUUAUUCCUGACAGAAAGCCAAUCAGCAGUAAAGCCACAUGGGACAUCAGUAUAACUAACUGUGAUCUUUACUGUCACCACUGCCUACAAAGGAUUUUGGCCUCCCUACCUUGUAACCAGUGCAGUUUUUCUAGAUAUUGUAGCCCUAACUGCAGAGAUGAGGCCUGGAAGGGGUAUCACUAUGCUGAAUGCUCCUUGGGGAGCCAACUUCUUACUUUAGGUGUGUUCUGCCACACAGCACUGAGGGCAGUUCUGCUUGCUGGCCUUAGACAUGUUUCUGAGGUCUUCCACCAGGCAUUAGUUGUUAAGACUAAAGCUCAAGACAAUUUAAGGGAGGCAGCUUCUAAUGAGCUGUAUUGUAGCAACUAUAAAUCUUUAUUCAAUCUUCAAGCACACCCUGAACAUCAUAAAGACGAGCAUAAGUUUCUCUUUGGACUCACAAGUGCAGCUUUAUGUAAGAAAUUAUGCCUCAGCCUCCUGAAAACAAACAGGGAAGCAUCAAGUCUAAAUGCAGAGGGAACAACAGAAAAAGAACAAUCGGGCAUGUACAUCAUUGGAUCAGCUAUACUCCUUCACAUGCUCCAGCUCCAUUGCAAUGCUCAAGCAGUGACUGUCCUCCAGCAAGCAUACGAAGAGCCUGCUGCCUCACUAGUGGAAAGCAACAAGUUCUCACGUCUUGCUACUGCAAUUUUCCCAGUUCUAAGCUUGUUAAACCAUUCAUGUGAACCAAACACAAGUGUAUCCUUUCAAGGCAGAUAUGCAAUGGUUAGAGCUUGCAAAACAAUCACAAGAGGGGAGGAAGUGGUCCACUGCUAUGGACCAUACAAGUUACGUAUGGGCUUUGAGGAAAGACAAAAGUUGCUGAGGGACCAGUAUUUCUUUGUCUGCCAAUGCACGGCCUGCACAGAGGAACAGAGACCCGCAGUUAAAGCUUUAUGUGAUUUCUGCUGUGAGAAGUGUCAUGCAGGGUUGGAGGGAGAAGAUGUACUGCGCUGUGUCAAUGUGUCCUGUUCACACACUGUGAGAAGACAGCAGCUGGCCCUCAGGUUGCAGAAUCUUCAGCAGGCUGUUCAAAAGGCUCGAGAACACUUACAGGACAACCAUCCAGAUAUGACCGUAGAACUGCUGACGUCAUGUUUAUCUGAAGCCAGUGAAUUUCUUUCUAAGAACCACAUGUCAUUUGGCGAGAUUUUUGAUCAGUUGGCGCAGGCUGAAGCAUCAAGAGGUGACUGGGCCACAGCAGCAAGACAUCUUAAAAAAAGUAUCCAGACUGUAAAACAGCAUUAUGAAGCAUCCAGCUUAGAAGUUGGUCAUGAAUUGUUUAAGCUGGCCCAGAUCCUAUUCAAUGGGUGCAAUGUGGAUGAAGCGAUGAAUACUAUUGUGAGAGCCCAACAUAUACUUUGCUUGCAUUAUGGACCUGAUCAUUGCUUAGUACAAGAGCUGAAUGAAAUGAAGACAUGUCUACUUGAACUCCCUGGAAUGAAGGGUUCACUGGAGAGCUAA
Molecule: messenger RNA, 2243 nt
Organism: Nanorana parkeri
Lineage: Eukaryota; Metazoa; Chordata; Amphibia; Anura; Dicroglossidae
Gene: SMYD4
Product: SET and MYND domain containing 4
Exons: 10
Coding region: 15-2243 (742 amino acids)
Molecular function (GO): protein binding
Source: RefSeq, a predicted model, not a curated record